UUUUUUUAACAGGACUGAGAGCUGUGGACAUCAGCACGAUCCUAGCAGAGAACAACUUGUAAUGGAGCCUUCACCUCUUGAGUUACCAGCUGACACAGUGCAACGAAUCGCAUCUGAACUUGGAUGUCAUCCAACAGAUGAAAGGGUCGCCCUUCGACUCGAUGAGGAAGAUGAGCUGAAGCACUUCAGGGAUUAUUUUUAUAUGCCCAAAAUGCGGGAUCUGCCUCCAAUUGAUUUAUCUUUAGUGAAUAAGGAUGAAAACGCCAUCUAUUUCUUGGGAAAUUCUCUUGGCCUUCAACCAAAAAUGGUUAAAACAUAUCUGGAAGAAGAACUAGAUAAGUGGGCCAAAAUGGGAGGCUACGGUCAUGAAGUAGGGAAACGUCCUUGGAUUACGGGAGACGAGACUAUCCUAGGCCUUAUGAAUGACAUUGUAGGAGCCAAUGAGAAAGAAAUAGCCCUAAUGAAUGGUUUGAGUGUGAAUUUACAUCUUCUACUGUUAUCGUUUUUUAAGCCUACGCCAAAACGAUAUAAAAUUCUUCUAGAAGCCAAAGCCUUCCCUUCAGAUCAUUAUGCUGUUGAAUCACAGCUUCAACUUCACGGUCUUAACGUUGAGGAAAGUAUGCGGAUUAUAAAGCCAAGAGAGGGGGAAGAAACCUUGAGAAUAGAAGAUAUCCUUGAAGUCAUUGAGAAGGAAGGAGACUCGAUUGCAGUCAUUCUAUUCAGUGGGCUGCAUUUUUAUACUGGACAGCUCUUUAAUAUACCUGCCAUCACCAAAGCUGGCCAGGCAAAGGGUUGUUUUGUUGGCUUUGAUCUAGCACAUGCAGUUGGAAAUGUUGAACUCCACUUACAUGACUGGGGAGUUGAUUUUGCCUGCUGGUGCUCCUACAAGUAUUUAAAUGCAGGAGCAGGAGGUCUUGCUGGUGCCUUUAUCCAUGAAAAGCAUGCCUAUACAAUUAAACCUGCGUUAGUGGGAUGGUUUGGCCAUGAACUCAGCACCAGAUUUAAGAUGGAUAACAAACUGCAGUUAAUCCCUGGGGUCAAUGGAUUCCGAAUUUCCAAUCCUCCCAUUUUUCUGGUCUGUUCCUUACAGGCUAGUUUAGAGAUCUUUAGGCAAGCAACUAUGAAAGCAUUGAGGAGAAAAUCUAUUUUGCUAACUGGUUAUCUGGAAUACAUGAUCAAGCACUACCGUAGCAAUGAUAGAGCAGAAACCAAGAAACCAGUUGUGAACAUCAUUACGCCAUCCAGUAUAGAGGAUCGUGGCUGCCAGCUGACGCUAACAUUUUCUGCUCCAAUGACAUAUGUAUUCCAAAACCUGGGAAAGAGAGGAGUGGUUUGUGACAAGCGGGAGCCAGAUGGCAUCCGAGUGGCUCCGGUUCCUCUCUACAAUUCUUUCCAUGAUGUCUAUAAAUUUAUCAGUCUGCUCUCUUCUGUACUUGAUUCUGCGGAAACGAAAAAAUAGCUGUGUUUUCUAGAAGAGCUUGAGUAAAUAAUACUGAAAGUCGAUGUGGUUAUUUUAUUAUUAUUAUUCAAGUUUUAAUUAUUGAAAGUAUUUCAGAACUGAUUUCACAUAACUGGCAAUGAAUUGUAUAUUUUACAGAAAAACAUAAUUUUUUUGAGCCUGUGGUACUGAGGAAUCCACAUAGCUGUCCAAUUUCUUGCUGUUUGAUGGAUCAAAGUCUUCAUUAGUCCAAAUAUUAUGUACAUAGUCUUGGUAGUGAAAUUUCUUGGUCAUGUCACAUUUCAUGGUCAGUGAAAUGUUUUUGUUGGUUUAAUUUAUAAUUUGACUGAUAACUUCAUAAUAUAUGUGGAAAUUUUUUUGUGUGUGAGGAAGAUCGGCCCUGAGCUAACAUAUGCCAAUCCUCCUCUUUUUUUUUUUUUGCUGAGGAAUAUUAGCCC
This is a messenger RNA of Diceros bicornis minor, 1896 nucleotides long. RefSeq names its product kynureninase (gene KYNU). The record is from RefSeq and is a predicted model, not a curated record. Lineage: Eukaryota; Metazoa; Chordata; Mammalia; Perissodactyla; Rhinocerotidae. Bases 62 to 1459 code for a protein of 465 amino acids. Gene Ontology annotation, biological process: NAD+ biosynthetic process. Gene Ontology annotation, molecular function: kynureninase activity; pyridoxal phosphate binding. Gene Ontology annotation, cellular component: cytoplasm. The transcript is spliced from 14 exons.